Molecule: messenger RNA, 2014 nt
Organism: Austrofundulus limnaeus
Lineage: Eukaryota; Metazoa; Chordata; Actinopteri; Cyprinodontiformes; Rivulidae
Product: metabotropic glutamate receptor 7
Biological process (GO): G protein-coupled receptor signaling pathway
Cellular component (GO): membrane
Molecular function (GO): G protein-coupled receptor activity
Source: RefSeq, a predicted model, not a curated record
UCCAAACUCUGCUGAAAAACAAAAAUUCUUUAUGAAUGAAAUGUUUUUCCUUCAGUUUUAUUUUCCAGCAGAUUUUCAUUCUGUCACCAUCGCGCGUAGGUGGAGUGUGCGCGUGCUGCAUGUAUGUGCACGUGCACGGAAAGAGAGCGCGCACGCGCAGGGCUCCUCCGACUCGUGACGAAUCUUCAUCCCGCAUUUGUUGCUCCUGAUCGGGAUCCAGGUCCCAACACGUCCGGUUCAUGAUCACGCUGCGCGCUGGAGACGGGUCUUGGAGAAAAGGGGAGGAGCCUGAAUCACACGCACGUGUACACGCGCACGGAUCGGCUGUGAGCAGAGCGCAGUUAUUUGGUGUCAGCGCGCGGCUUGAGGAGCCUGGUCCUGGUUCCUGGUCCUGGUCCUGGUCCUGGUCCUGUGGAAACUAAAGGCGCGCUGCAUCUCCUCUUCCUCCUCCUCUUCCUCACUGCAGGCUGGAUCCUGACAUCGGUCCUGGACCUGGUCUGGUCUGGUCUGGUUCUCCUUCCGGACGGAGACCCUGGACCUCCUGUUGGAGUUAAAGGAGUCCGUUAAGGUCUCGGCUCGGGUCCUUGGUUCUGGUUCCGGUUCUGCUGGGCUGCUGGAGUGAUGCUGAAGCAACAAGCGGCAGCGCGCGGAGCCUCUGCGCGCUCUUUGCGGGAUUAAAGGCGCUGCUGAUGCGGGUCUCUGCGGGUCUCUGCGGGAUUCCUCUGCAACAGUUCGGAACCGGAAUGAAGCCGGACCUGAGCUCGGUUCUGAACCCUGUUCUGACCUCGGCUCCGCGGAUCCUGUAACUCUGCUGAAAGUGGUUCUGUUUGGGUUCUGGGCUGGAGGGAGGACGGGGAUCCGGAUCCAGUCAUGCUCAGGUCCUCCUCUUCGCUCCGGGUCCUGUGGGUCCGGCUCCUCUGGACCCAGGUCCUGCUGGACUCGGUCCGCUCCCAGGAGAUUUACGCGCCGCACUCGAUCCGCGUGGAGGGGGACGUGACGCUGGGGGGGCUGUUCCCGGUGCACGCGCGGGGGGUCCCGGGGACCCCGUGCGGGGACAUCAAGAAGGAGAACGGGAUCCACCGGCUGGAGGCCAUGAUGUACGCGCUGGACCAGAUCAACGGGGACCAGGACCUGCUGCCCAACGUCACGCUGGGCGCGCGGAUCCUGGACACCUGCUCGCGGGACACGCACGCGCUGGAGCAGUCCCUGACCUUCGUGCAGGCUCUGAUCCAGAAGGACACGUCAGACGUCCGGUGCACGAGCGGAGAGCCGCCGGUGUUCGUUAAACCCGAGAAGGUGGUGGGCGUGGUCGGAGCGUCCGCGAGCUCCGUGUCCAUCAUGGUGGCCAACAUCCUGCGCCUCUUCCAGAUCCCUCAGAUCAGCUACGCCUCCACGGCGCCGGAGCUGAGCGACGACCGGCGCUACGACUUCUUCUCCCGGGUGGUCCCCCCGGACAGCUUCCAGGCCCAGGCCAUGGUGGACCUGGUGAAGACCCUGGGCUGGACCUACGUGUCCACGCUGGCCUCAGAGGGCAGCUAUGGAGAGAAGGGUGUGGACGCCUUCAUGCAGCUGUCCAGAGAAGCAGGUGAAAUCUGCAUCGCUCAGUCUCUAAAGAUUCCUCACGACCACAAACCUUCAGACUUUGACAAAAUCAUCCGUCAGCUGCUGGACACCAGAUACGCUCGGGCCGUGGUUCUGUUCGCCUCUGAUGAAGAUAUCAGAGGAAUUCUGAAUGCUUCGAAGCGAGCGGAUCAGAUCGGUCACUUCCUGUGGAUCGGUUCUGACAGUUGGGGGUCCAAGAACAGUCCAAUCCAUCAGCUGGAAGACGCUGCAGUCGGCGCCAUCACCAUCCUGCCAAAGAGGGCCACCAUCAGCGGCUUCGACUCGUACUUCAUGUCCAGAACUCUGGAGAACAACCGGAGGAAUGUUUGGUUUGCUGAGUACUGGGAGGAGAACUUCAACUGCAAACUGAUGAGCUCCUCCAAGAAGGACGAGAGCAGCCGCAAGUGCACAG